This is a messenger RNA of Rhea pennata, 1019 nucleotides long. RefSeq names its product IFI30 lysosomal thiol reductase (gene IFI30). The record is from RefSeq and is a predicted model, not a curated record. Bases 205 to 948 code for a protein of 247 amino acids. The transcript is spliced from 7 exons. Gene Ontology annotation, molecular function: oxidoreductase activity, acting on a sulfur group of donors, disulfide as acceptor. Lineage: Eukaryota; Metazoa; Chordata; Aves; Rheiformes; Rheidae. Gene Ontology annotation, cellular component: lysosome.
CGUAAAGUUCCCCCCGGCCUCGCUGCCCGCGCCGCGAGCGCUCGCGGCGGGCCGGCGGCUCUGCACGGCGCUGGGUUUCCGUCCCCGCAGCGAGGGGCGUCACGCGAGUGGAGGCAGGUCGAGCCGGGCAGGAAGGGCGCACGGAGGCGGGCGCAGCUGCUCUUUAAAAGUCCCCGCGGCGCCAGGCUCGGGGCCCGUCCCGCCAUGGCUCCCGCGGUGCCGCUGGCGCUCCUGGCCCUGGCAGCCCUGGGGCUGGCCCAGCCGGGCCACGACGCGCCGGCCCCGCUGCGCCGCGGCUCCCGGGACGUCGCGGACACCCGCCAGGGCUGUGGCAACCUCUCCGGCGCAGCAGCCCCCGUGCAGCUGAGCCUCUACUACGAGAGCCUGUGCCCGGCGUGCCGGGCCUUCGUGACCCAGCAGCUCUUCGCCACCUGGCUCCUGCUGCCGGACGAGGUCCUGAACAUCACCCUGGUGCCCUAUGGCAACGCGGAGGAGACCAAAGACAACGGGACGUGGCGCUUCCAGUGCCAGCACGGCCCCGAGGAGUGUUUGGGCAACAUGCUGGAGGCCUGCCUGAUGCACGAGGUGAGGAACUUCAGCACCUACUUCCCCGUCAUCUUCUGCCUGGAGUCGGGGGUGUCCAUCACCAAGGACCUCGAGGCUUGCCUGCAGAUCCACGCGCCGGAGGUGGCGGCGGGGCGGGUGGCCGCCUGCGCCGAGGGCGACCUGGGCAGGCAGCUGAUGCACCGCAACGCCCAGCUGACGGCCGCCCUCCGCCCGCCGCACCAGUACGUGCCUUGGAUCGUCCUCAACGGGAAGCACACGGAGGAGCUGCAGGCGCGGGCGCAGGACGCGCUGCUCGGGCUGGUGUGCGAGCUCUACCAGGGGGAGAAGCCCGAGGCCUGCACGGGCCGAGCCGCGAGGAGCGCCCGGCGCUGCGCCCGCUGAGGCGCCGCGUGCCCGUGGGAGCCGCCGCGGCACCCACGAGGGGAAUAAAGAAAAGGGCAGUUUUGGUGGAA